Molecule: messenger RNA, 1236 nt
Organism: Fusarium poae
Lineage: Eukaryota; Fungi; Ascomycota; Sordariomycetes; Hypocreales; Nectriaceae
Exons: 3
Coding region: 1-1236 (411 amino acids)
Cellular component (GO): endomembrane system
Source: RefSeq, a predicted model, not a curated record
AUGAAGAUCUCGUACUUGUCCGUUGGGCUACUCGCCCUCUUUAGCCCCUUGGCUGCUGCUUGGAGCAAAGAAGAUCGAGAAAUCUUCCGCAUCAGAGAUGAAAUCUCAAAGUACGAGACCGACCCGGCCGCCAACUUUUACGAUAUUCUCGGCGUGCCCAACUCUGCUUCGCUUGACGACAUUACAAAGGCCUAUCGCAAGCAGACCCGAAACUUGCAUCCUGACAAGGUCAGACAGUCAAUGCGAUCCAAAGCUGAAAAGGACAAGAAGUCGGGCGCAAAGGUCAAGCCUCCCACCAAUGCUGAGAUCAGGACCGCUGUCAAGAAGGCUGGCGAGGCCCAGGCCCGUCUCUCCCUCAUUGCCAACAUCCUCCGUGGCCCCGAGCGUGACCGUUACGACCAUUUCCUCUCCAAUGGCUUCCCUCUCUGGAAGGGCACCGAUUACUACUACAACCGAUACCGACCCGGCCUGGGCACGGUCAUCGUUGGUCUGUUCCUCGUUGUCGGUGGUGGUAUUCACUACCUCACCCUCUACAUGAGCUGGAAGCGUCAGACCGAGUUUGUCGACCGCUACAUCAAGUUUGCCAGGGAAACUGCUUGGGGUGGUGGUCUCAACAUCCCCGGCGUCGAGGCUGCUGCACCCGCCCCUGCUCCCGCUGCGCCCGAGAGCGAGGAGGAAGAGGCUCCUCCUCUGCCCCAGAACCGACGAGAGCGCCGCAUGUAUGAAAAAGCACAGAAGCGUGACGGUGGCAAGCCUGUCAAGAAGACCCGCCGAGCCCAGGUUCCUUCUGGAUCCGGAACUGCUACUCCUACUCCCACUGCUGGUCCUACUGGCGCUCGAAAGCGUGUUGUUGCUGAGAACGGCAAGAUUCUCGUUGUUGACUCCCUUGGUGAUGUGUAUCUCGAGGGAGAGGAUGAGGAGGGAGAGGUUCACGAGUACCUCCUUGACCCCAACGAGCUUGCUAAGCCUACCAUCAAGGACACUGCUGUCUUCCGUGCCCCAAUCUUCCUUUUUAACAUCACCGCUGGCCGCUUCCUCUCCAAGAAGUCCUCCGACCUUGAACUAGAGCUUUCAGGCGAUGAGGAAGACUCUGACGUUCCCCAACCUACUCCCAGCACUGACUCUGCCGGCGAGGACUUCGAGCUUCUUGACAAGAGUACUGAUUCGCUCAGCAAGGCCAAAGCAUCUGGCGCUUCGCAGGGCAAGGCCAACAAGCGCAAGGGUAAGAAGAGGUAA